Molecule: messenger RNA, 7372 nt
Organism: Scomber japonicus (chub mackerel)
Lineage: Eukaryota; Metazoa; Chordata; Actinopteri; Scombriformes; Scombridae
Gene: dock9b
Product: dedicator of cytokinesis 9b
Exons: 52
Coding region: 75-6320 (2081 amino acids)
Biological process (GO): positive regulation of GTPase activity; small GTPase-mediated signal transduction
Molecular function (GO): guanyl-nucleotide exchange factor activity
Source: RefSeq, a predicted model, not a curated record
UCUGUCAUGGCUGUGUGUGUGCAGUGAAUCUCAUACCUGAUCACAGGCUACACACAGGAUUGGGGUCCAUCAUCAUGCAGGGUCGGACAGGGAAAGGCAGGCAAAGGGAGAUGGUAAUAGAAUCUCCACAGCAGUACAAGUGCCUGGCUGAGAUUGAGGCAGAGGUGGAGGCUGGGUCACAGGUGGCAGCGGUGAAGCCAAAAAUCAUAGAGCCUCUGGACUAUGAGAAUGUAAUUAUACAAAGGAAGACCCAGAUCAUCAGUGAUGUUCUGAGGGACAUGCUGCAAUUCCCCCAAGAGGACUUCCAGAUCUCCACCCUGAGGCGCCAGGGCAGGACUCUGUUCUCCACCGUGCCAGAGACUGCCGAGAAAGAAGCUCACUCGCUGUUUGUCCAAGAGUGCAUCAAAACCUACAAGUCGGACUGGCACGUGGUCAAUUACCAGUAUGAGGAGUAUUCUGGAGACUUCCGUCAGCUCCCAAAUAAGGUGUUGAGACCUGAGAAGCUGGCAUCUCACCUGUUUGAGGUGGAUGAAGAUGUGGAAAAAGAUGAAGACACAGCCUCCCUCGGAUCUCAGAAGGGAGGAGUGUCUAAACAUGGCUGGCUGUACAAAGGCAACAUGAACAUUGCAAUCAGUGUGACUAUGCGGUCAUUCAAGAGGAGGUACUUCCAUCUGGCUCAGCUGGGAGAUGGAUCCUACAACCUCAACUUCUACAAAGAUGAGAACACCUCCAAGGAACCCAAAGGAACCAUCUUCCUUGACUCGUGCAUGGGGGUUGUUCAGAACAGCAAAGUGCGCCGGUUUGCCUUUGAGCUGAAGAUGCAGGAUAAGAGCACGUUCCUGCUGGCUGCAGACACUGAAGCAGAGAUGGAGGAGUGGAUCACCACCCUGAACAAGAUUCUCCACAGCAGCUUUGAACAGGCCAUGCAGGAGAAGAGGAACGGCGACCUGCAUGACGCAGAUGAGGAGCAUGGAAAAACAGACCUCUCCUCUGGAAGUUUUCAAGACAGCUUUCAGACUGCCAGAGAUAUUGAGUCCAAAAUGAGGAGUGAAGCUCGCCUGAAAUUGUUUACUUUGGACCCUGACACACAGAAACUGGACUUCUCUGGCAUUGAGCCAGACGUGCGGCAGUUUGAAGAGAAGUUCGGGAAGAGGGUCCUGGUCAGCUGUAAUGACCUGUCGUUCAACCUGCAGGGCUGUGUUGCAGAGAAUGAAGAUGGGCCAACAACUAAUGUGGAGCCUUUCUAUGUCGUCCUGUCCCUGUUCGACGUCCAGAACAGUAGAAAAAUCUCUGCCGACUUCCACGUGGACCUCAAUCACCCUUUGGUGCGACAAAUGACACACUCUUCUGGUUCUGGAGGCGGACAGGAUUUGCACAUCAAUGGCAGCGGCGGUGAUGCUCCCUUGGGUGGCCCCAGGCUAGCCAGUGGACUCCCAGAGGGGGCUCUCCAGUACCCCAGACAAGGGGUGUUUUCAGUCACGUGCCCCCAUCCAGAGAUCUUCCUAGUGGCCAGGAUUGAGAAGGUUCUGCAGGGGGGGAUCACCCACUGCACUGAACCCUACAUGAAGAGCUCAGACUCUGCAAAGAUUGCUCAAAAGGUGCUGAAGAAUGCCAAGACAGCCUGCAGCAGACUGGGGCAGUACAGGAUGCCAUUUGCCUGGGCUGCAAGGCCUGUGUUUAAAGAUGCAUCAGGAACUUUGGACAAAAGCGCUCGCUUCUCGGCUCUUUACAGACAGGACAGCAGCAAGCUGUCAGAUGAGGACAUGUUCAAACUGCUCACUGACUUCAGAAAACCAGAGAAAAUGGCCAAGCUCCCCGUGCUCUUAGGGAAUUUAGAUAUAACAAUUGACAGCGUGGCCCCAGAUGUAGCCAAUUGUGUCACUUCCUCCUACAUCCCCGUGAGGAACUUUGAAGGGAACGGACCAGGCAGCGCUCUGCUGGAGGUGGAGGAGUUUGUACCUUGCAUCGCUAAGUGUUCCCAACCAUUCACCAUUUAUAAAAACCACCUCUAUGUCUACCCAAAGCACCUCAAGUAUGAUGGGCAGAAAUCCUUUGCUAAGGCAAGGAAUAUUGCUGUUUGCAUUGAAUUCAAGGAUUCUGACGAGGACGACGCCCAGCCACUGAAGUGCAUCUAUGGUCGUCCAGGAAGCUCUCUAUUCACUAAGCAGGCCUACGCAGCUGUCCUACACCACCAGCAGAACCCUGAGUUCUAUGAUGAGAUAAAGAUAGAGCUGCCUACUCAGCUGCAUGAGAAGCAUCACCUUCUCUUCACCUUCUAUCAUGUUAGCUGCGACAGCAACAGCAAAAAGAAAGACCUGGUGGAGACUCCAGUGGGUUCAGCAUGGCUGCCUCUGCUAAGGGAUGGCAGAGUCACCAUGAAUGAACAGCAGCUGCCUGUGGCCUCAAAUCUGCCUGCGGGGUACCUCGGCUCCCCGGAUGUCAUCAACAAGCACUCUAGCUUGGAGAUCAAGUGGGUAGACGGAGGGAAACUCCUGUUCAAAUUAUCAACUCAUCUUGUUUCUACAGUUUACACUCAGGAUCAGCACUUGCACAACUUCUUCCAUCACUGUCAAAGCAUGGAUAUGUCUGAACAGGCUUCAGAGGGGGGGCUGGUGAAAUACUUGAAGAGUCUUCAUGCAAUGGAGGGUCAUGUAAUGGUCAACUUUCUGCCCACUAUCCUCAACCAGCUGUUCUGCGUCCUCACGAGAGCCACACACGAAGAUGUGGCCGUCAAUGUGACAAGGGUGAUGGUUCAUGUUGUAGCACAGUGCCAUGAAGAGGGGCUCGAGCAUUACCUGAGAUCUUAUAUCAAGUUUGUUUUUAAGCCAGAGCCUUAUUCCUCCACCAAUGUAAAAACUGUUCACGAGGAGCUGGCUAAAGCUAUGACAGCCAUUCUCAAGCCAUCCACUGACUUCCUAACCAGCAACAAGCUACUGAAGUACUCAUGGUACUUCUUUGAAGCUCUGGUGAAAUCAAUGGCUCAUUAUCUAAUAGAGGGUGGAAAAGUCAAGCUCUCCAGGAACCAGCGUUUUACAGCAUCCUUCUACCACGCAGUGGAGACCUUGGUCAAUAUGCUGAUGCCACACAUCACCCAAAAAUACAAGGACAACCUGGAUGCUGCUCGCAAUGCCAACCACAGCCUGGCAGUUUUCAUCAAGCGCUGUUUCACCUUCAUGGACAGAGGAUUCGUGUUCAAGCAGAUUAACAACUACAUGAACUGCUUUGUGCCUGGAGAUCCUAAGACUUUGUUUGAGUUUAAGUUUGAGUUCCUGCGGGUUAUCUGCAGCCAUGAGCACUACGUCCCUCUUAAUCUGCCCAUGCCCUUUGGAAAAGGCAGAAUACAGAGGUUCCAAGAUCUUCAGCUGGAUUAUUCCCUGACUGAUGACUUCUGUCGGAACCAUUUCCUGGUGGGCCUGCUGCUGAGGGAGGUGGGUGGGGCUCUUCAGGAGUACAGAGAGAUCCGUCAGAUCGCCAUCCAGGUGCUCAAGGGGCUGAUGAUCAAACACACAUUCGACGACCGCUAUGCUGCGAAAAGCCAACAGGCCAGACUCGCCACCCUCUAUCUCCCUCUGUUUGGCCUGCUCCAGGAGAAUGUCUACAGACUGGACAUUAAGGAGUCCGCCCCAUUCAGCAACCACAAUAAUGUGAGGGAGGACUCGCUGGUGCACAACUCCAUGGUGACUCCUCAGAAACCUGGGAGCUGUAUAGAAAACGCUCUCCACAAAGAUGUGUUUGGGGUCAUCUCUGGGACAGCUUCCCCUCACAGCUCCACCCCAAAUGUCUGCUCAGUUAACCACGCUGACUCAAGAGGCUCUCUGGUCUCCACCGACUCAGGAAACAGCCUGCUGGACAAGAGCAGUGACAAGACCAACUCCCUGGAGAAGAACCAGUGUGCGUCGGCUCUGGGCAGCACUGUGCUGCGCUGUGACAAACUGGACCGAGAAGAGAUCAAGAACCUGCUCAUGUGUUUUCUGCAUAUCCUCAAGAGCAUGUCAGAGGAGGCCCUGUUUGCAUACUGGAACAAAGCAGCUCCUUCUGAGCUAAUGGACUUCUUUACAUUGAUAGAAGUCUGCCUCCAUCAGUUCAGAUAUAUGGGGAAGAGAUUCAUCGCCAGGAGUCAAGAGGGGUCAGGGCCUGUAGCUCCGGACAGGAAAUCUCUGACUUUGCCUGUUUCUCGUAACAGGGCGGGAAUCCUGCACGCCCGCCUACAGCAGCUGGGAACUCUGGAGAAUGCCCACACCUUCAACAACAUGUACUCUCAUACGGAAGCAGACGUGAACAGCCAGUGUCUGCUGGAGGCCAACGUGUCGACGGAGGUGUGUCUGACUGUGCUGGACACACUCAGUAUCUUCAUCAUGGGAUUUAAGACCCAGCUGAAUUCAGAUCUUGGUCACAAUCCACUGAUGAAGAAAGUUUUCCAGGUGCAUUUGUGCUUCCUGCAGAUCCCACAAUCUGAGACUGCCCUCAAACAGGUCUUCACCUCACUCAGGACCUUCAUCUACAAGUUCCCCUGUACGUUCUUUGACGGCCGGGCCGACAUGUGUGCCUCUCUGUGCUACGAGAUCCUGAAGUGCUGUAACUCCAAGCUGAGCUCCAUCCGCAGCGACGCCGCCCACCUUCUCUACUUCCUCAUGAAGAGCAACUUCGACUACACUGGCCGCAGAUCUUUCGUGCGAACACACCUGCAGGUGGUCAUCGCUGUCAGUCAGCUGAUUGCUGAUGUCAUCGGCAUCGGGGGGACACGCUUCCAGCAGUCUCUCUCCAUCAUCAACAACUGUGCGAACAGUGACAAGAGCAUCAAGCACACAGCAUUUCCAUCAGAUGUAAAGGACCUGACAAAGCGCAUCAGGACAGUGCUGAUGGCCACAGAGCAGAUGAAAGAGCAUGAGAACGACCCGGAGAUGCUGGUAGACCUCCAGUACAGCUUGGCCAAGUCCUACACCAGCACACCCGAGCUCCGCAAGACCUGGCUGGACAGCAUGGCACGCAUCCACAACAAGAACGGAGAUCUCUCAGAGGCAGCCAUGUGUUAUGUGCAUGUUGCUGCUCUAGUGGCUGAAUACCUGUGGAGAAAAGGUAUGUUCAGGCAGGGCUGCUCGGCUUUCCGUGUCAUUACUCCCAACAUUGACGAAGAGGCAGCCAUGAUGGAGGACGUUGGGAUGCAGGAUGUUCACUUCAACGAGGAGGUACUGAUGGAGCUGUUGGAAGAGUGUGCUGAUGGCCUCUGGAAGGCAGAGCGUUAUGAGCUCAUCGCUGACAUCUACAGGCUCAUUAUUCCCAUCUAUGAAAACCGCAGAGACUUUGAGAAACUGACACACCUGUAUGACACACUCCACCGUGCAUAUACUAAAGUGAUGGAGGUGAUGCAUAGCGGUAAAAGACUGCUGGGCACGUACUUCAGAGUGGCCUUCUUUGGUCAGGGCUUCUUCGAGGAUGAGGAUGGGAAGGAAUACAUCUACAAGGAGCCAAAGUUCACCCCAUUGUCUGAGAUCUCCCAGAGGCUCCUGAAACUCUACUCGGACAAGUUCGGCCAAGAGAACGUCAAGAUCAUCCAGGACUCUGGCAGGGUGAACCCGAAAGACCUGGACUCCAAGUACGCCUACAUCCAGGUGACCCACGUCACCCCAUACCUAGAUGACAAGGAGCUGGACGACAGGAAGACUGACUUUGAGAAGAGCCACAACAUCCGGCGCUUUGUGUUUGAGACGCCAUUCACAGUAUCUGGCAAGAAGCAGGGCGGGGUGGAGGAGCAGUGUAAACGGCGAACCGUUCUGACCACCACUCACUGUUUCCCAUAUGUGAAGAAGCGCAUAGCGGUCAUGUACCAACACCAGACCGACCUGAGCCCCAUAGAGGUGGCCAUAGACGAGAUGAGUGCCAAGGUGGCCGAGCUGCGACUGCUGUGUUCGGCCUCUGAGGUGGACAUGAUCCGCUUGCAGCUUAAACUGCAAGGCAGCAUCAGUGUUCAGGUGAAUGCAGGUCCUCUUGCCUAUGCCAGAGCCUUUUUAGAUGACAGCAGUGCCAAGAAAUAUCCUGACAACAAGGUCAAACAGCUGAAAGAGGUCUUCAGGCAGUUUGUGGAUGCCUGCGGUCAGGGGCUGGGAGUGAACGAGCGGCUGAUCAAAGAGGACCAGCAGGAGUAUCAUGAUGAGAUGAAGGCUAAUUACAGGGACCUGGCCAGGGAGCUGUCAAACAUCAUGCAUGAACAGAUAAACCCAGUGGAUGAUGGCACAAGGAACACUCUGUCUGACUCUAUGGGCAUCUUCAACGCCAUCAGCGGCACACCAACCAGUGCUCACAGCUCAACCACCAUACUCUGAAAAAAAAAAGAAAAAACAGAUUCAUGCUUUCAUCACCACUAAGGAUUGGUUAAACCUUCAAGUGGAACCAGUUUGGACACAUUCUGAACACAACCUGAAGCCAUCAUCCAUUGUUUUGUUUUUUUUCUCUUUCUAUGUCCGUACAUGCCAUGAGCUGGAAAAUAUGGUGUUCACUCCCUGUCAUCAGUAGGCCCUUUCUUCUUGUUUCCUAUGGAGACUCCAGUGAAUACUGUUGGCUUUCAAGCUUUGAGAGUGCUAUCCACUUAUUGCCAGAUUUGGGUCAUUUAUCUUUUUGUAUGGUUUGUUUUAUCCUAUGGAAAAUAGGGCAAAGCACAUGUGAUGUUUCGGCAAGUGUGUAUCCAAUACUGUGACUGACAACAUGAUGUUAUCUGAAUUGUCCUGGUGUUGUAAGCCACACCUAAGGGACCCUAUCCAUAGAUUAAAACAAACACAAAGAACUUCAGUAUUUACAUUGACCCAGUCUAAAUCUUGCAGGGACCCUACCUCUACUUCCUCUUCUGUAUCUGUUUUUUUAACUGUAGGGCUCCCAUUUAUGUACAGUGUUUGUAAGAGAGUGUUUUUGUUGGAAAUAAGUAAAUGCCACUGCUGUAACCGUACAUACAUUCUUCAGCUGAUGCAUAGUAUUUUUACAUUUCAUGUUUUUAUUCUUUUUCAUUGAGGCUCUAUUACAGCAGAUGCAUUUUUCCAUGCAGUUUAUCUUUUCUCUUACCUUGGACAUUUCAAAGAAUUAUUCUCUCUAUUUUAGGCCAAUGGACAUGUAUAGGAACUGUCUAAAGCCAAGUGAACCACAAUGUUUAACCUAUUUUCUGUAAAGAAAAGUGUGUGCAAUAUUUUCUAUUGUUGUCGAGGCUACCUACUGCACAGAAAACCACUCUUGCCAAAGACUUUAGAAAAAGACUGUGCAAUGCAAGACAAGGAUGUGACAAUUUACCCCUUUGUUUCUUUGUCUGUCAUGUACAGUAGAUGGUAAAAUCAUGAAAAAAAACAUUUUUACUUAAUGACAGCCCAUGUAAAUAUGUUUAAGACUUAAU